GGACGGGACCUCUCCGGGGUGCCGGCGGUGGCCGCGGCUCUGCCGAGCUUACGGGGUGUCCCAGAGCCUGGGGUCGGGCUCCGCACCCCGCGGAACCCCCGGGAGCUGCGAUCGUUCGCCGUUCUGGUGCCAACACACGCAGAGCCCCGACGGGACUCCGCAGAGCGGCCGGAGGGGACCGGCGGCGUUUUGCGCAGAUGCCCUGUGCGCAUCCCAGGCUGUCCUCUUCCACCGUGCCUUAUACUGAUCUUACCCAGCAAGAGGGGUGUAUCCUGAGAUCUCAUUCUUGAGAUGGCAGCUAUGAGUGCCAGCAGCCCCUGUGACCCGGAGCCCGGGGACCUGAUUGAGGUCUUCCGGCCACUUUACCAGCACUGGGCGCUGUACCUGGGGGAUGGGUACGUCAUCAACGUGGUGCCCGAAGAUGAAGGGCCUACUUCCAUACUUGGCAGUGCUGCGUCAGUGUUCAGCAACAGGGCCCGGGUGAAGAUUCAGCUCCUGAAGGACGUGGUGGGAAGCAACACCUACCGUGUCAACAACAAGUACGACAAUACCUGCACUCCGCUCCCCGUGCAUGUGAUCAUCCAGCGUGCUCAGUCCUUCGUCAACAAGGAGGUGUCCUACAACGUCUUGGACAGCAACUGUGAGCACUUUGUGACCAUGCUCCGCUACGGUGAGGCGGUCUCCAACCAGGCCACCCGAGCAAUUGGUGCCAUUGGGUUUGUAACAGUUGCUGCUGGUGCCUUCUCCUUGCUGGGCCUGCUCCAUAGCAGAUCCAGAGACAGACACUACUGAUGGGCUGCCCAGACAAGCUCGGAGCAGGGCCAAGAAUCCCUGGCAAGGAGGGAUCCAGGACAGUUUGUGGACACAGCUGCCACCAAGAUUUACUAACAGCCGUGUUGCCCUUCCUGCAAGCACCACUAGCCUGUUUGCUGCACAUGCUUUUAUUUCAUUGCCUGUGAUGAUUUUUGUGGGAAUGCACACAAGCAAAUUCCUCAUCCUCACAUGCUUGGUGCUCUGCUGAAGGCUGGCACAGGCUUUCUACACACAUCUGAUUUUGACCUAAUUCUGUGGGCUCUUUCUAUGAAUAAGCGAUUUUAACCUGCUUGAAGAAACAAUUUUACUUUUUAAAAAUUAAAAAGUAUUGCUGAAGGUU
Colius striatus (speckled mousebird) is the source of this 1153-nucleotide messenger RNA. It is a transcript of the gene PLAAT1, whose product is annotated as phospholipase A and acyltransferase 1. The record is from RefSeq and is a predicted model, not a curated record. Bases 292 to 792 code for a protein of 166 amino acids. Lineage: Eukaryota; Metazoa; Chordata; Aves; Coliiformes; Coliidae. Gene Ontology annotation, molecular function: glycerophospholipid phospholipase A1 activity; A2-type glycerophospholipase activity. Gene Ontology annotation, cellular component: cytoplasm. The transcript is spliced from 4 exons. Gene Ontology annotation, biological process: N-acylphosphatidylethanolamine metabolic process.